GCGCGGGCCGUCGGAUGCCGGCCGCUGCCUCCACCGCCUACGGCUAUUUAACCCCGCCCUGCCGACGCCGCACUCGCCCCGGCCCUCCUCUACCUCCCCGUUCUAUCUCGCUCCCUCGCCGCCGGUCGCCUCGCCGUUUGGAUCACCUCCUACCUCGGCGAAGAUGAGAGAGAUCUUGCACAUCCAGGGUGGGCAAUGUGGCAACCAGAUUGGUGCCAAGUUCUGGGAGGUGGUGUGUGACGAGCAUGGCAUUGACCCUACCGGGCGGUACACUGGCAACUCUGACCUGCAGUUGGAGCGUGUCAAUGUCUACUACAAUGAGGCCUCCUGUGGCCGCUUUGUGCCCCGUGCUGUUCUCAUGGACCUUGAGCCUGGGACAAUGGACAGUGUCCGCACUGGACCCUAUGGGCAGAUCUUCCGCCCUGACAACUUUGUGUUUGGGCAAUCUGGAGCUGGUAACAACUGGGCUAAGGGCCAUUACACUGAAGGUGCUGAGCUCAUUGACUCUGUUCUGGAUGUUGUGAGGAAGGAAGCUGAGAACUGUGACUGCCUGCAAGGAUUCCAAGUAUGCCACUCCCUUGGUGGUGGUACUGGAUCUGGUAUGGGUACGCUGCUGAUCUCAAAGAUCAGAGAGGAGUACCCUGACCGCAUGAUGCUGACAUUCUCAGUUUUCCCCUCACCGAAAGUAUCUGACACUGUGGUUGAGCCAUACAAUGCCACUCUUUCAGUCCACCAAUUGGUUGAGAAUGCUGAUGAGUGCAUGGUUCUUGACAAUGAGGCCCUCUACGACAUUUGCUUCAGGACUCUCAAGCUCACCACACCUAGCUUUGGGGACUUGAACCAUUUGAUCUCUGCCACCAUGAGCGGGGUCACAUGCUGCCUUAGGUUCCCUGGUCAGCUUAACUCCGAUCUCCGGAAGCUGGCUGUCAACCUGAUCCCCUUCCCCCGUCUCCACUUCUUCAUGGUUGGCUUCGCCCCGCUGACAUCCCGUGGCUCCCAGCAGUACCGUGCCCUCACUGUCCCUGAGCUCACACAGCAGAUGUGGGAUGCCAAGAACAUGAUGUGUGCUGCUGACCCUCGCCACGGGCGUUACCUCACCGCCUCAGCCAUGUUCCGUGGGAAGAUGAGCACCAAGGAGGUCGAUGAGCAGAUGAUCAACGUCCAGAACAAGAACUCAUCCUACUUCGUGGAGUGGAUCCCCAACAACGUGAAGUCCAGUGUGUGUGACAUCCCACCGAGGGGCCUGUCCAUGGCAUCCACCUUCAUUGGCAACUCGACCUCCAUCCAGGAGAUGUUCCGGAGGGUGAGCGAGCAGUUCACGGCCAUGUUCAGGAGGAAGGCUUUCUUGCACUGGUACACAGGCGAGGGCAUGGAUGAGAUGGAGUUCACUGAGGCUGAGAGCAACAUGAAUGACCUCGUGUCGGAGUAUCAGCAGUACCAGGAUGCGACCGCUGAUGAGGAGGGUGAGUAUGAGGAUGAGGAGGAGGAGAUGCACCCGGACGACAUGUGA
This is a messenger RNA of Panicum hallii, 1510 nucleotides long. Its product is annotated as tubulin beta-4 chain. The transcript has 4 exons. Gene Ontology annotation, cellular component: microtubule; cytoplasm. Lineage: Eukaryota; Viridiplantae; Streptophyta; Magnoliopsida; Poales; Poaceae. The record is from RefSeq and is a predicted model, not a curated record. Bases 164 to 1510 code for a protein of 448 amino acids. Gene Ontology annotation, molecular function: structural constituent of cytoskeleton; GTPase activity; GTP binding. Gene Ontology annotation, biological process: mitotic cell cycle; microtubule cytoskeleton organization.